Messenger RNA from Trichoplusia ni (cabbage looper), 1733 nucleotides. Its product is annotated as putative methyltransferase NSUN6. Lineage: Eukaryota; Metazoa; Arthropoda; Insecta; Lepidoptera; Noctuidae. Gene Ontology annotation, molecular function: RNA binding; methyltransferase activity. The transcript has 7 exons. The coding region runs from base 330 to 1520 and encodes 396 amino acids. The record is from RefSeq and is a predicted model, not a curated record. Gene Ontology annotation, biological process: RNA methylation.
ACGUCAAUGUCACGGAUGUCGACGUAAAUAUUGCGAUGUAAACAUUACUGGUGUCGGUGCGUGAAUCAGGAUAAUAACUGUUUCCCAAUAAGUUGCAAUUUCGAAUUUUGUUGAAUAAGACAUGGUUUCUAAAAUAAAAUAAUCAAAUUACGUUGAAUAAUCGGUUAUUGAACCAUACAUUUAUUUAUUUACUUCAAUGAGUUAUAAACGGCAUAACCUAUAUAACGCAAACAAUUUCAAUUUUCAUCAAGAUUUUAAUUUUGAUUGUUAGUACCUAAUAUGUUAUAUAUUAAUUUACACGUACAAUAAUUUUGAAUAGCAGUGAAAACAUGGAAGUUAUAGAAUGUAACGAAUUAAAACUUUGGUUAUCGCAACCCCCAAAGUACACAACAUUUAGAAUAAAUGCAUUGAAAACCUUCGAUAAAAGUAUAUUAGAGGAAUUUCUUAAGUCUCAAAGCAAAGAGCUAGGAGCAAGCCAAAUCCCAAGAUAUUACUUUGUCAGACCUGAUUGCCUUGUACUUGAGCAAUGGUCAGAUGAAGUAACAGUAGAGAAAACUGGGAUGGAUGUGAUUGUGGAUGCAGCCUGUGCUGCAGCCGUGUUGAGGGGAGCUCAUGUUUUUGCACCUGGAGUUCUUGGUCUUCCUGUUAAUUGCACACUAGAAGAAAGAGUAGAUAUUUAUGGAGACCUGGAAGGCCAUUGCAAAAGAGGUCUUAAAAUACAAUAUGAAGGUAGAAAACAGUAUGUAGGGACGGGAUACUUGAAAAUGUUAAGACCACAGUUAUAUGAUAAGGGAGUCCAACCCAGUGGAAUAGCAAUUCAUACUGUCCUACCAGCAUCAAAAUUACCUGUAGUCAAUGAAACAUUAUUUCCCAAAGGAGAAGUGCUCCUACAGAACCUACCUUCCAUUGUCUGUGGGUGGGUAAUGGAUGCUAAACCUAAUGAGAUAAUUCUGGACAUGUGUGCAGCACCUGGUAAUAAAACUACACAUUUGGCUGAAAUGUCAAAAGACCAAGCAAUUAUUAUAGCAGUAGAUAAAACUCCUCAGAGGACAGCAAAAAUCAAAGAAAAUUGUGAUUUGCAAGGCAUUUCUUGUGUUACUUCUUAUGCCUAUGAUUCAACCAAAUGUUGCUCAGAAGAAAGCACUGGUAUAAAUAAUGGGCCACCUUUCCCGCCAAAUAGUUUUGAUAAAGUGCUACUAGACGCGCCUUGCAGUGGAUUGGGCCAACGGCCCCAACUUAUGAACAAAAUGACGCCAAAGAUGGUUGGGUCCUUUAAAUGUAUUCAGAGAAAACUAAUAGCAGAAGCAGUAAAAGUGUUAAAAGUUGGCGGAAAACUGGUUUACAGUACAUGUACUAUUACAGAAAGUGAAAAUGAAGGGAUGGUAGCUUGGGCACUUGACAAGUUUCCAUCUUUAAAGUUAAUACCAGCAGAACCUCUUUUGGGUGGUCCAGGGUUGCCUAACAGGGGUCUCAAUGAUGAACAAAGCGCUGCGCCGUCGACUUUUGUGCCGAACUUAUGAACCAGACAAUACAUUUCAAUUCAUACAUAAAUAAAUACUGAUAGAGACGAAGACGCAGAUCGUAAUGGAUAACAGCUGUCAAGCUGCCAAUUAAAUCUCUCUGUCAUGGCUGUCAUCCUGGUAAUGUUAAGACUGCUACGGGCUUUGAACUCAAGACUCAAUUUCAACGUAUUUUUCUACAUUAACCACUCCUCCCCGGUAGGUGAUAAAUUC